Aquila chrysaetos chrysaetos is the source of this 5424-nucleotide messenger RNA. It is a transcript of the gene ZFYVE28, whose product is annotated as zinc finger FYVE-type containing 28. Lineage: Eukaryota; Metazoa; Chordata; Aves; Accipitriformes; Accipitridae. The transcript is spliced from 14 exons. Gene Ontology annotation, molecular function: metal ion binding. Gene Ontology annotation, cellular component: early endosome membrane. The record is from RefSeq and is a predicted model, not a curated record. Gene Ontology annotation, biological process: negative regulation of epidermal growth factor-activated receptor activity. The coding region runs from base 339 to 3221 and encodes 960 amino acids.
GCUGCUGCCGGCCGCGCAAUGUUUUGGGGGCUGUCAGCGCGGCGCGCAGCCCUCCGUGCCGGCGGCCGGUGUCUGCGCUGAGGGGAGCGCGCGCGGUGCCCGCGCUCCGCAGCGGCUGGCGGCCUCUGCCCUGAGGAGGAGGAGGAGGAGCGGCGGCAGCAGCAGCAGCAGCGGCGGAGGAGGAGGUGGAGGAGGAGGCGGCGGCUGCGCCGGCGGCGGCGACCCGGCGGAGCCUCCCGGCGAGGGGCAGGGCUCGCCCCGGUCCCCCGAGCGGCGCGGUGCGGGGAGCCGGCAGCCCCUGUGGCAGCGGCGGCGGCGGGGUAGCAGCGGCCGCGGUGAUGAUGAACAGGUUCAGAAAGUGGCUCUACAAACCCAAGAGAACAGACCCACAGCUCCUUGCUCAGUUCUACUAUGCUGAUGAGGAACUAAAUCAAGUAGCAGCUGAAUUGGACAGUUUGGAUGGAAGAAAAGACCCACAGAGAUGUACGCUGCUAGUCAACCAGUUUCGCUCUUGUCAGGAUAAUGUUUUAAACAUCAUAAAUCAAAUCAUGGAUGAAUGCAUUCCACAUGAACGGGCCAACCGAGACUUUUGUGUUAAGUUUCCAGAGGAAAUACGCCAUGACAACCUUGCAGGACAGCUUUGGUUUGGAGCAGAAUGUUUGGCUGCUGGUUCAAUUAUUAUGAAUCGUGAAAUAGAGAGUAUGGCUAUGAGGCCGUUAGCCAAGGAUCUGACCCGAAGCCUAGAGGAAGUUAGAAAUAUCAUUCGUGACCAGGCCUUAAGGGAUUUGAACCUCUACACAGAAAAAAUGAAAGAUUCACUCAAGCAUUUUGACGUCCUUUUUGCUGAAUUUGAAUUAAGUUAUGUGUCAGCCAUGGUACCUGUGAAGUCUCCAAAAGAAUAUUAUGUACAGCAAGAGGUAAUUGUACUUUUCUGUGAAACUGUGGAGAGAGCCUUAAGGCUUGGAUACCUCACUCAAGAUAUGAUAGAUGACUAUGAACCAGCUUUAAUGUUUACAAUUCCAAGAUUAGCCAUUGUAUGUGGCCUUGUUGUGUACUCCGAGGGACCAUUAAACUUGGACCAUAAACCAGAAGAUAUGUCUGAACUCUUCAGACCUUUUCACACUUUGCUAAGAAAAAUAAGGGAUCUACUUCAGACAUUAACUGAGGAUGAACUGCACACACUGGAACGUAACCUCUGCAUCUCUCAAGAUGUGGAUUUUCCUGUCAGAGCGGAUCCUGAAGUACCCUCUGUCAUUACACCGGGCAUAACUGCGACUUUGCCUGCUAAGGAGCUUUCAGCAAAAGCUGAAAACACAGAGGCUGAGCUGGCUUGUUCUAUGCAGUAUGAUGAGCAGGAGCUGGAACAGCUGAAUAGGAUGGUACACAGAGUUGGAGAUGAAAUGUCUUCUCUGCUUUCCCCUCCAAGCAUCUGUCAGUCUCCAGCUCACAGACCUAGCCUAAGAAAUAGUUCUAGCACAGAAGCUUCACCAACAAGACACCAUCUUGACAAUUUAACUGAUGAAGAGGACAGAGUGUUUUUUAUGGAUGACCUAGAUGGAGCAGGAGAAGCUCUUGCUGGGUUGGAUUCAGUAAGUGACACUUUUGCUUGGGUGAAUAACCCCUGCCACGAUUCAAAACAGAACCUGCAAUAUAGAGAUGCUUUGCUGUAUGAGAAUGGCCAUCAGACAGAGGAAACUUUGCUUUUAAAAGAUGCUGAAACUGACUUAAGCAAUAAUAACAAUAUUGAAGAUAGCAAACAGAUGUCUGGCAUUUCAGUUCAGAAUUCAUGCAGCUGUCUAGAAGGUCCGGACUCACAGUUAUACCUCAAUGGCUGGGAUGCGUAUGCUGAUGAUGCAGAAACAGCAGAAGUGAUAGCUCACAGGACAGGGGGAAUGAAAAUAUCUGCUACUGUAAUAUUCAAUCCUAAAUCUCCCUCUAGCUCAGAAUCCCCAGUAACAACUCCGGAAGCAGCUAUUAGUUGUGUUCCUGGAUCUGCUAAUCCAUUAGCAAAUGAGGAGGAGGAUGAAUCCCAUAAACUCAGUAUAGCUGCCACAAACUGUCUAAUUAAUUCCUGUGUGUGUUGUGGCAGCUGUGAAGACAGCAGGGAGGACAGUGUUGAAGGUUUAAAGACUAAACAUUCUGCAGGAGGUGUUGUAAAUGCUUCAUACACAUUAGUAAAGUCUAAGGAAAUGGACCAUGUAGAUAACUUGGACAAUUCAGUCCCUGCACAGGAAACAUUAAAACCUGAAACUUCUGCUUUGUUAGCAGAAAGAGACUUUGGCAGAGAAGAGCAAAAACUGCCAAUCUCCUCUAAGUGCCUGGCACAUUCCUCAGGUUCACAGGUAGGGGCAGAAAAUGACUCACAAGGAGAAGCAGAAAGCAUCUCAAAUCAGCAGAAGAAGUGGGAGAAGAGAAAACUAGGUGAGAAAAAAUUGGACAACAGUGAAGAUGCUAGUAGUGAAAGAACAGCAAAGGAAGAUGUAAAGUCAAGAUCUAGUUCAAGUUCUCAGGAUGGCUUACGUGAUUCCCCCCUCAGCUCCAUCUCCAGCAGUGACUAUGAGAGUGUUUCUGUCACUACAUGUAGUCUCUCCAGCAUAUACGCUCUGAGCAGUUUAAUGACAAGUUCUUGUUCAUCUGAUGACAUUGAUCAGGAAGAAAUCCAGCUCGCUUUGCAGGCUGCUAAAAUUGCCACACGAGAAAAGAUCAGAUCCAGAUUUCAUGGCAGUAAUGAUCUUAUUCACCGCCUUUUUGUCUGUAUCUCAGGUGUUGCUGACCAGCUGCAGACAAACUAUGCUAGUGAUCUGAGGAGUAUCUUAAAGACCUUGUUUGAAGUUAUGGCAACCAAACCCGAAACAGAAGACAAAGAAAAGCAAAAGAAAGUUAAUCAGGGUUUAAGGAGUGCAGCAUUGGAAGACUGUGCUUUAUGUCAAGAAAGUAUAUCGUCCUCAGAACUUGCUGCAAAAGCCAGAGAUGGGGAUUUUGAAGAUCCUCCUGACUGGGUUCCAGAUGAAGUCUGCAGCUACUGCACUGCGUGCAAGGCUCCUUUCACAGUCAUUCGCAGGAAACACCACUGUCGGAGCUGUGGCAAGAUCUUCUGUUCCCGCUGUUCCUCCCACUCUGCUCCAUUACCUCGUUAUGGUCAGAUGAAGCCUGUCCGUGUUUGCACUCACUGUUAUAUGUUCCAUGUCACUCCUUUCUAUAGUGACAAAGCUGGUAUCUGACAUCUUAAACUAGUGGUAUGUCUUCUGGAGUCUUACACGGACUGAUAUAUUUGACCUAAGCCAAGAAUUAACUUGAAAGAGGGACCUCACGAGGGCAUGUAGGCUUUGACAUCCAUUAUUAUAAAUUUUGUACAGACAGUUUUUAUUGCAUUUUACUAAGCUGCUAAAGGGAAGUAUGAAGCGUCUGUAGCUCUAAGGCUACAGUACAGUCUUCCAUAAAUUUAUAACAUUAAUGUUACGAUGCCAUAUGCAGAAAAAAUGCACUGUGUGGAAGGAAAUAGGGCUCAGAAUUGAAGAAGCAUUGCUGCUUAUCUUACAUGCUAGGAACAGAGUAGCCAGUUAACUAGUCCAUCCCAGCAAAUCAAUCCCAAAGCUCGGACACUUCUGUGCUCACUAGAAUACCAGCAUGGCUGUGGAUGUCAGCGCUCUCCCUCCUGCUGCAGUUUAACUUUCCCAUUACUAGAUUUUUGCUACCUAUGCUAGGAUUAAUUAAAGCAAAACUAUUUCAAAUCCAUAUUGAUAUUUACAAAGGCAAAAUUUUCUGUGAAUCACAUAGGAAGCACUGAAGGUCCUGAAGCAGUAUACUUCUGUUGCCUUUCAUUUACCGGGCAGAGCAAUAACUCCAAGUUGUCUUCUAAAGAUUAAGUUUUACAACUUCCAGUUCAAUAUUUCGAAGUUUUGGAAGUAUUUAUAAUCUACAUCAUUUAUGCUAAAUCCUGUUAAAAGAAGUCUGACACAGAGCUUUGGUUUCUAUAUCAGCAUUUAAAACUUAACAAACUUCAGAGGAAAUGGUUACCAAAUGAAUGAAUUAAUAUUAAAAUACGUAUUUUUUGAAAGAGUUUAGCAGCAAAAUUCAGUAAAUGUGACAAAUUAUUUCUCCCAUGCUAAGGUUUUUUUUAGAUGGUUUUUAAAAGGCAGAUGUGUAAUGAUAUAUUCAAAAGUUCCUACAGAAUGGUCAACCAGAGAAAGGUACUUGUUGUCCACAUUUGGCAGAGUAACUGUGUAAAAUAUUGCAUACUGUUACUUCACUCAUGCUAACAACUCAGAAGAUGUUUGUAUUUAUUUGAAACACCAGGGAUUAAUUUUUAUCUCCACUUGGAGAGGGAAGACAUAAGACUCACAUGGAUUCAUGCUAUGAUCUUGCACAAACUAUUUGCAGUAAGAGCUCCCUGAGCACUGAGGUUUCAAAGGCGUUUGGACGUGCUUUGAGUUAGCCACAUGAAAAGCAAGACACUGUGUGCUGUGGUUACAGAGGAAAUGAGAUCAAGAGCUCUUUGCUGUAUCCCCUUUCCUGACUCACAGUGUUACACACUGUUUCAAAGUGAUAAAUACAAAAAAGGACAAGGAAGUUGUUUGCGGUAUCAUGCUCAAGAAAGGUCAUCAUUGAAAAUGAUAAAGCAAAACUGGCCAGUGUUGUUUUGUUUUGGUUUUGUUUUUUUGUUUUUUUUUUUUUAAUUUAUUUUUGGAGGAACAUUCCAUUUGUUAAGUGGUUUAAUAUUCAGUGUUAAUGAGCCAUAUAAGGGUAUAACAGUUUGCCACUACUGUCGUUUUGAAUCAGAUGAAACAGCUUCACUUAGUUUAUGUGUAAUGCACAAGCCUUAUGAUGCUGUUUGUAGACAAUGUCAGCUAUGAUGUGUUAUCCUUACCUUAUUUAUAUUUUUACUAUUAUUAUUUCCCUGAAAUCCUUCCCAUGGAAUCCUUGAGUUGGAGUGUCAGCAUUCACCAGAGUUUGGAAAGGCAUAUGGGGUUGGGCGAUUGGUGGGUGGUGGGUAAUGUGGUGCAAGCAAUGAUACUUAUUCAGGCUUAAAUCUCAGGCUUCACAUUGCAAUGAUUAUUGCAGUUUUAUUUUUAGAAAAAAACCAACAAAUUUAAUGCUUCUUUUAUAGGAUAAAAAAUACAGCAAACUUCAAUUGUGAAAUAGAUAUGCACAAAAAGUUGCUUCUGUGGAGAAAAAAAAGAAUCUUAUUUAAUGGACUGAAUAUUUAUUCAAGCUUGUUUUUAUUUUGUAAAUGCUGUAAUUCAGAAUCAUUUCCAUAAAUAUGAUAUUUAAAGAUCUCAGACACUAUAGUUUCUUAUGUAAAUAGAGACUCCUAUUUCUCUUACUGAAAAGCACAAUGACUAUAUCAAUACUAAUAUACAUUUGCCUCAAGGAAGACUUUCAUCUUGUAAUCUCUUCAGAUAAUUAAACUGUCAGGACUUUCUA